This is a messenger RNA of Chaetomium strumarium, 411 nucleotides long. Its product is annotated as DASH complex subunit Dad2-domain-containing protein. The record is from RefSeq and is a predicted model, not a curated record. Bases 1 to 411 code for a protein of 136 amino acids. Lineage: Eukaryota; Fungi; Ascomycota; Sordariomycetes; Sordariales; Chaetomiaceae. Gene Ontology annotation, cellular component: mitotic spindle pole body; DASH complex; mitotic spindle midzone. The transcript is spliced from 3 exons. Gene Ontology annotation, biological process: attachment of spindle microtubules to kinetochore; mitotic cell cycle.
AUGUCUGGAUUUCCGUCGAGGCCUCUCCCAUCGCACAUGCGACAGCCGUCGCUCUCCGGCAGUGGCCAGUCUCCAGCUUUGGUGGCACGGGUGAAUGAGAAGAAAGCCGAGCUGGAAAAUCUCAAGGAGCUCCGUGAUCUCAGCACUGCAGUUGCUACGCAGAUGGAAGCACUUGAGCAGAAGCUUGCUACUCUUUCUGAUGGGACUGAAGCCAUUGCCUUGGUGUUGAGCAACUGGCAUAAUGUGCUCAGGGCGAUCAACAUGGCAUCGGCGAAACUCCCGAAGCCCAGCACAGGAACCGAGGAUGGGGAGAAGGUGCCUCUUCCCCAGACACUCGUGCGGAUCCCAACAGAACAUGCGCCUGCACUUCAAGCACACACCGACGCAGCUGCCGAGGACGAGUCCGGGUGA